CUAGUCAUCUAAAUAGUGCAUAUAUAUAAAUUUGACCAUGAAUCCUGACAGGCCCCGCAGAGCCUGUACACUGUUAUCCCCAGGCACACCAGUGACAUUUUCUUCACCUGAUCUAAAAGGUAAGAGAAGAAGAAAUGAUAGAAAGCAAACUAUGAAAACUCUAAAAAGAAUCCCAGAACUAAUCCAUGAGGACUUCAAAUAUACAGAUAUAGACAAUUCAGGCAUCUUAGAGUUAGGUGAAGAUUGCAAAAGUCUGGUAUUUUAUACUGAAAGGGUAUUAACAUGGAUAUCUGCAUUCGAGUCUUUUUACAAGCACAAGUCAAUGAAGGCUACAUCAAAAAGAAUAAGAUAUGGUCUACUAAUAACAGUAAGGGAUCAUAUCAACAUCAGAAUCUGUGAUUCAGGAAUAGUCUCAGUACAGGGAGACAAUCUGGAAGACUGGAAGGACAAUGAUUACCAGUUAAUAAGACAAUCUAUUGAAGACCUAGAGAGUUCACAAUCAUCAAUCCCUCUCAGUGGAACUGUUACCUCACAAAUCGGCACUUCUGACGAGGAGAGUUUCGAUGGUUUUCUACCAUCGGAAAUAACACCUACGAUUCCAUCUCUUAAGAUAGAUGCCUGCGAGGAUAGCCUGGCCUACUUCUCGGACAUUGAUUGUUCUUCCUCGGAAGUGUCACAAUCCAUUCUGAAGCAGCCCGUAACAUUGAUUGUGCCAGAAACCCAACAGGACUUACAAAAUGACUCACAAAUCAAUGGGAAAACUGUGGAGAUAAUCCCAUCCCAGCCUGCUACUGGAGACCUACAUAUAUCUCAAUAUACAUCAUCAACGCCAAUCUCCACUCCAUCUACCGCUGUACAUAACACUUCCUCUAAGCCUACUGAGACCAUUUCUCAAUCUGGAAUAAAAAGUAUUAAAGAGACCGACCUCUUGAGACAAAACUCAAAACUCAGACAUAAAAUAACACAAUCAGAGAAAAAGCUUGAAGCAAUGGAUAGGAAAUAUGCACAGGAAAUAGAUAGGAAAAAUGCUACUAUAUUGGAUCUUCAAAACAGGCUUAAAAUAUCUGAUAAGCAACGCCUGGAUGAGAUCAAGAUUACAAGUGCAACCAGUGCGAUGAAAGUACAGGAUCUGGAGAAAGAAAUACUGAACUAUGAAAAUAAAUUGUCAAUUCUAACUAAGGAACUACAUGGAUCAAAGACAGACAAUGAGACCCUAUAUCGUAAAGUGAAUUCUCUGCUGAAGCAAGUAGAAAGUGAAACAGUUAGUUGCAGUGCCCCUCAGAGCAUCAUUAACCAUAAUAAAGACCAACACCGCAGCCCUAGGCCUCAUUCAUCUACUGAGUCUACAUCAUCAAACUCAUCCUUGAACCGCACCAGUCCUAAAAAUACUCAUUUGCCUAAACAGAACCGAGCCACUCCUACUAAAGUGAACCGCACCAGUCCCAGAAACACAUAUCCAGAUGAGCAGAAUCGAGCCCCUUCUACUAAACCUAGCCCUGGCCAGUUUACACGUACAAGCAACAUACUAACAGAGGCCCCUCCAAUGCCCUCAGUACAUAUAAUGUAUGACAGUAAUGGAAAGAAGCUAACUGAAUCAAUGAAGCGGAAAUCGCCCCAGAACAUAUCUGUCACUGGCUCAAUCUACAGUGGUUGUACAAUAGAUUUUGCGACAAAGAGUAUGCAACAAGGAGACCUUAAGCAGUCAACAGAUUUCAAGUUUCUUGGAUUUGGCACAAACAAUGUCAAAACAGAUGACCCACAAGACAUGGUUUAUGAACUAAAAAAUCUGUUACUGACAGCUAGCAAUAAGC
Molecule: messenger RNA, 1811 nt
Organism: Owenia fusiformis
Lineage: Eukaryota; Metazoa; Annelida; Polychaeta; Sabellida; Oweniidae
Source: the annotation of a GenBank genome assembly